This is a messenger RNA of Mya arenaria, 3900 nucleotides long. Its product is annotated as protein phosphatase 1 regulatory subunit 21-like. NCBI's taxonomy places the organism in Eukaryota, Metazoa, Mollusca, Bivalvia, Myida, Myidae. The transcript is spliced from 21 exons. Gene Ontology annotation, cellular component: early endosome; membrane. The record is from RefSeq and is a predicted model, not a curated record. The coding region runs from base 23 to 2404 and encodes 793 amino acids.
UACAAACUUCCGGUUCAGAAAGAUGUCAAAUUCUGAAGAAAAAUAUAAAAAACUUGCAGCCGAAUACGCUAAACUUAAAUCUCAGGUCCCAGUGCUCAAAAAGGCUUACCUGGAUGAACAGUCCUCCCACAAUGACCUUAAGUCGAGUCUCAAGGAGUGUGAACAGACUGUACGGAAAUAUGAGCAGGAGGUGGACAGUCUGACGUUUCGCAACCAACAGCUGUCCACAAGAUGUUCUCUACUACAGGAGGAGUUGGAUGCUUUAGAGUCAAAGAAAAAACAUAAGAAUAAAGAUUCUCCAUCUCAUCAUCCCGGCCCUAGGUCUCCUGGUAUCUUCAAUGAGGAACUACAGAAUAAGAUUGAAGAAAAUGCACGACUGCAUAAACAGGUACAUGACAUUGAGCUAGAGUAUAAGAGCCAACUGGAGAGCCUUCAGCAGAAGCUGGGGCAGUUUGAACGGCAAUGUAGCGAACAUGAGCUCGUACUUAACUCCACGGUACAGAAGAACCAGGCACACAUCGAUAAACUCCAGGAGGAAAAAGCCAUGUUAGAGGUAAAGCUUCAGUCAAUGGAUGCAGAUAUGAGAGACUUUAAGACCAGAACUGUGAAAGCGGAGAGCCAGCUAGGAUCAAUCGAAAGUGAACUCAAGGACAAACUGAACCUUGCUAAUAAAAUCAUAGCAGACAAACUGCCUUUCAUCGAUACUAGAGUACGAGAGUUGAAUGGUUUAAAUCUUCCCACACAUGACAGGCGCCACCAGCUGCGUUCACGAGAACUUGUGAACCAGUCUGCUACUCUCCUAGGGGAGGUAAUUCAGGCACUUUCCAAUUUCUACACUUACACAGAGCAGAGGUCACAGAUCUACCCUGCUGACGGGAAAGCGGAGCCAAUCAGUCCAGUCAAUGUGCAGUUUUGUAAGCUUCUGCACGAGCACCUAUCAUAUCUACGUCCAGUGGAGCAGUCGCUCAAAGACUUCCUAGUUACUUUCAAGGAUGACGCACUCACCACAUUGGAAACAGCCACCGGUCUUCAGGCUUUUGCCAAAAAUGUGAAGAGAAUGGUUGCUUACAUGAACAAACUAUUACCCUAUCAACUACAGAGCCUAGAGGAGGAGUGUGCGGUGUCCUCAUGUACGUCCAUGCUUCACAACAAAAACAUGGAGCUCCAUCGCUCGCUUAAGAAGCUCAACGCAAUCUUUAACAAGCUUGACACUGUCACCAGUCUGCUGGCAGCUCAAAGCACAAAGACAUGUGGACACAGUCCAAGUAAUCACCCACGAAUGUUCGCCUUGCUGUGUGAUGAUUUAGUCCAAUUACAUGGCACUGUCAGGGAGGUGUCGAAGCAUUACAAUGGCAAGGUAUCAUUUGAGCACCAGAUGCCAACGGCCACACAGAGGUUGAAAACAACGGAUGAGUGUGUUGUGUCUUCCCUCGUCUCUCUAGUCACAUCCACUGGCAAGUUCUCCACAUUCCUCUCUGGGAACCGAGAGUUUUUCAGCCAGCGUGCUGGGUACCGUACUCGAGGAAGUAGCAUGAGCGGAGACUAUGCCAACCAAUCAGUACGCUCCAACCCUGCCAUUGUGACUUUCAGACAACGGGCCGCACAUUACAUAUCAUCACUUUCCAGGCCAUGUCCAGAAUCUGUGCCUCACCACAUAGCGGUUCAGAACAGGAAGGUUCUCCUGAGUUCUACCGAGAGCAAGGAGGGGCUCGCUAAACAGAUUGAGGCAUUCCAGCAACGAGUAGGAAGACUUGAGCAAGAAAAGGAACAUUGGAUGUUGGAACAUCAGCUACUCAAGAUCAAGUUUGAACACGAGGAAGAGAAAACCCGGAAGCUUGAAAAAGAGAUGGAGAAUUCCACACAAGUGGAACAAGUCACCUCGAUACAAGACAAUGUGGAGGCUCCUAGACCAGUCCGUAAGGGGACCGACUCUGACAAGAGGCUAGAUACAACCAUGCUUGGUAAGCUAGAUGCUACAGGCAAGCCUACAGGCAAUGUGGACACAAGAGAGGCAUUGAUCAAGAACCACUUCUCUGUCAGAAUCAACGACCUCACCCAGCAAGUUCAGCUCGCUGACAGCAAGUGUGUCUCCUUUCACGCUGAGGUUCGAGCCCUCCACAAACAAAUCCAGAUGGCAGAGCGGGCCAAGAAGCAGUCUGAGGAUGAACUCAAGGCGAUGUCACAAACAUACGCUCAGCUUAAGGAUGAGCUAUCCACGACUAGUAAGAACUAUGAGAGCCAGCUGAGCAUGAUGAGUGACCAUCUCGCGGGAAUGAACGAGAAACUCACACAACAGAAAGACGAAAUUGACGACCUCAAGACGCAAAUUGCCAAGGUCAACACUAAGUCAUCAUCUUCAUCGCCAGCUUCAAAGCUACUGUCAUUGAAGAAAUCCAGAAAAUAAACAGACCUCAGCAACCUACACCCUCGCAGCUUAUAGUGAAAUAAACACAUGGUAGAUACGUUCAUAUGGAUUUAGUGUUUCUUCAAAUUGAAUCUAAUCAUGUGUUUCUGAAUAUUGUGCUCCUAUAAUAAUCUGCUUGUUAAGAGAUCUGCUUGUUAAGAGAUUUUUAUUUAACAUUUAAAACAAAUUGUUACAACCAUACAUACCCUACUGAUUGCAAAAACUUACCAAAACAAAGAAUGAUAGCAAGUCCAUUUUGCACUAAAAAGAUGGUCCCUUUUUACUGCCACAACAACAGAUACGAAGUCAGUUUCAAUGCUUCAAAGAGUUUCGCUACUCAUCAGGUUUUUGCGAGAGUAAUUUAAAGCUGCAAUUGAAUUGGUCUAUUGAAGUAAAACAAAUGCAAAUUGUUAAUGUAUGAAUGCCUUGCAGGGCAGUGAGCUUGAAUCUUGACCAGUUACAAAUAUAGUUCUAGAUCAUACAUAAAAGUAGAUGCCAAAUUGCUGAUGGGGGCAGAUACUUUUAACUGUCGAUCGACAAGCAAUAAUGUUGUGCUUGAUUUGAACUUCACUUAAUGGAUUUGGGCAGAAUUACAAACAUACUUAAUCAAUGCUUCAAAAUCUUGUUACAAUUCAAAUGCAAACAGUAUUAUAUUUUUACAAAAUUUGAUUCAUGAAGCAUCAUGUGCACUUCUACAAAGCUCCCAGUUUUUUAUGAUAGUGUAUACAGGUAUAAAUAUUGAAAAAAGUGUUCAUCGCUGGUCAGAAUAAAGGUUACAUGUACUGGUAAUUGUAAUGUUAUAUUCUCAAGGAUACAACACAAAAUUCUAAAUCUUUCAUAUAAACAGGCAUUAAAAGCAAUGUUUUACGUACUUUAACCCCUGUUUUGUUACUUAUAAUAGAUGCAUCAGGAUUUAGAUAAAAAAGGUCAGUGUAGUUGUCUGACAGUGUAAAAUCAUCACACAUACACUCAAAAAAAUGAAUAUUUUUAUAUAUGGAAAGAAAAGUGGGGGAAAAGCACAAUUAUCAUGGAAUUUGAUGGGCUGUUGUGAUUGUAGAAUAAACUGUAAGAUUAUAUUUUUUUACGUAUUGUAUUCAGUUUGUGCUGUCUAUCUGGCAAUGUGCAAUAUUUGUCAAAAGCAAAUGACAUCCAUUUUAUGUGUAGAGUAAUAAAUCUGUUUAGAUUACUAAAUGUACAGAUUUUUAGCAAAAUAUAAGAACUGAACAUUAAAGUUACUUUUCUUUAGAUAAAAGAAAAGUUUCCACAUCAAUGACUGUUUUUUUUGUCAACAGGGUAGAAAAGGACAACUUUUACCACAUAAAGUACUAGGAUUCACACUUUGUAUAUUGUUGCUAAACAUACAUGUACAGUAAACAAUUUUUUCGUGGACAAUAUUGUAUUGAUUUAUUAAAGAAAAACAUACUUGUAAAUGAAAAUGACUUGUAUAAAUAUCUAUUUAUAAAUAUGAUUUGUAAUAUGAUUUUAACAAUAAAAAA